AUGGCUCCUAAGAAGGUGGCUCCGCCACCAAACACCACCAUCGAGGGCUACGACGUGAAGGAGACGCGCAUCCUCGCGGCUGCAUUCGUUUCCUCUCUCGGCGCCGAUAAGUACAACUGGCCGCUCUUCGCCACGCUCACUGGCUUCACCGAAGGCUCGCUCAAGAAGUUCUGGCCUCCAGUGAAGAACAAGGCACUCGAGCAGCAUGAGAGCUUCGGCACCUUCCUCAAGGGCGGCGCUGCUCCCGCCAAAGCUGCAGGCGGCAAGAAGCGCAAGGCUGCCAAUGCCGACGCGGAUGCCGACCUCGAUCCCAAGAUCUCCUCCGCUGACGCCAUUAAUGGUAAGGCACCUGAGGCUAAGUCCAAAAAGGCUCCCUCGAAGAAGCGCGGCAAGAAGGCGAAGACCGAGGAAGAUGACGAGGAGAAGGUCAAGGUGGGGGACGACUCCGUUGAUGGCGGCGACGGUCUUGGUGAGUUUGUCUACAAGAAGCACGUGCUGGAUUGGUCGGAGAGUACUGACGGGACUGCAGAAGAGGCCUAA
This is a messenger RNA of Didymella exigua CBS 183.55, 540 nucleotides long. RefSeq lists its product as uncharacterized. The transcript has 2 exons. Lineage: Eukaryota; Fungi; Ascomycota; Dothideomycetes; Pleosporales; Didymellaceae. The coding region runs from base 1 to 540 and encodes 179 amino acids. The record is from RefSeq and is a predicted model, not a curated record.